This is a messenger RNA of Pollicipes pollicipes, 3446 nucleotides long. RefSeq lists its product as uncharacterized. The record is from RefSeq and is a predicted model, not a curated record. The transcript has 10 exons. Lineage: Eukaryota; Metazoa; Arthropoda; Thecostraca; Pollicipedomorpha; Pollicipedidae. Gene Ontology annotation, cellular component: plasma membrane. The coding region runs from base 163 to 1458 and encodes 431 amino acids.
CAUAUUGACAAUACAUCGCCCUGCUCUGGACUUCUUUGUGACUAUUUCUGGUUGUUGCUGCAUUCUGGUUGCGUUGGAUCACGUUUUCAACCGUACCAAGCCAUUCAGCACCAAGAAAAUGAGUGCAAGCAAGUAACUGAUGCACCACUUGAGACAUCAGUCAUGUGGUUCAGUGUAGUUUUGGUGUUUCUUCCUAUCAUUGGUGGCGCGCGUGUGUACCUGGACAACGAUGGCCCGGCGGUGGUGGGGGCGCCCAUCAUGUUCACGGCCCGUGUCGAGCUGGACGGUGAUGAAGACCGCCCCAGCGAGCUCAUAUACGAGUGGGCCGACAACGCGUCUCCCCAGCACUACAACAAGUCGGAGCCGACGUCGUCACUGCAGGCCACCAUGCUGGUGGUGUUCAACGUCAACGACCUGUUCGGCUACUACACGAUGACGGUGACGGUGAAGGAGCCGCGCACCAUCCUGCCCGACAGCGUCAUCGGCGAGCAGUCCACCCUGUACAGCAUCACAGUGAACCUGAACGGCCACAUCGAGCUGUCGCAGCCGGGCGUGUCGCAGCGCGAGCCGGGCCACGUCAGCACCGCCAACGAGACGCGCCUGACGGUACGCUUCCGUGACCCGCACCACUUCCUCGACUCGGCCAGCAAGAUCGAGUACUUCUGGUCCGUCAACGACCGCCGAAACCUGGGGCCGUUCGUCCACCCCGACCUCAGCUACAACUUCACCAAGCUGGGCUCGAACUUCGCGCGUUGCAUCGCCGUGGCGCACUUCGACAAGAACGUGACGGCCGGCACCGGCAGCGACUCGAGCAAGUGGGGCCUGUUCUCACUCAGCUUCCUCGUGGACGCGCCGAUCACGGUGGUGAAUGUGUCGGGCAACAACUGGCUGAAGCACGGCGAGCUGCUCAACCUGACUGUUCACUGCAACGGCACCGGGCCCUGGAACUACUGCGUCAACGUCUACAGCGGCCGCUACAACGUCACUGGGAACGAGACGUGCCCGUACCCGAGCGUCACGGCCGAGUGUAGCGUCGGCAUCGUGCGCUACCUGCGGGACAACGGCACCUACACGGCCGUCAGCGUGCUCUCAAACGCCGUCAGCCGGCGGGUGACGCCUGUCGCCAUCACCGUCUACACGGCGGCGCGCCAGUCGCAGCUGUCGUACUACAUCAUCCCGCUGAGCUGCGCGCUGGCCGCACUUGUCUUCAUCCUGUUCGGCUCCAUCAAACUGAUUCGGUCACGGCGAGACUACAACCUGGAGAUCGCCGACUUCGACUUCAGUCAGCCGGAGGCGCUGAACCACCCGUCGUUCGGGCGCCGGCUGCUGGCCAGCCUGUGGCCGGGAGGCGCGCGCCACGCCACUGGAGCCGCCGGCGCCGAGUCGGACGCCAUCCUGCCGCGCGGCCGCACGCACCGGCGGAGCUACGGCCUCGUCGAGGACUACGAGGAGGACUGACGCAGCACGGCGGGCGUGUGACGGCCGGCGGCGACGGCGGCGGCCCGGAACGGCCGAGGGCACCCGGAGCCGGCACAGACUCGGUGUGGACUCACGCGGCGUCUCGGCAACAGAGAGAUGUGGCUCGAGGAGGACCGCCGGGAGUGAUGAGGGAAGGGCCUGCCAGCGGUGAGGACUGGGGGCUGGUAGGAGGUCCGCACGUGCGCUGCCGGCUUUUCAGCCCGGCGUGGACACCCCGGCGCUGGCUCGGCACCACGCGGAGUCUGCCGGGAGUUCCUGAGGCCACGACCUUUCUGGGCACACAUUACUAUUGAUAGGCCUACCCAUUGCUGUAUUACACUAGGCGAAUCGCGAUGUCGCGCGGUGAGAUCACAUUGUUAAAGAUGUUUAUGCGGGAGAAGCAUGCGUAUUUAGGUAUCCAUAUGUGCUAUUUUUGACACUGUAACGCAUCCGUGCGCGGAUAAAUGGCGUCGGGUUUUGUGGAUGAGUGAUGCUGCAGGCUGGCUAUGGCGGCAACCGCUUGUGCUGUCGAUUUGCGGGGACAGUCGUUGAAAUUUAACCCUAUCGCAGUGGAUUUGAACCGUUAACGCAGUAAAGCUUGCCCCGAUUUUGGUAAGUCACUCGAAAUCGGACAGGAGACAGCUAAGUCAUGGAAGAACGUAAUGGAAUCCUUUGUCUUGUCAUGGGUGGAGGCUACGGCUGGGCCGGGUCAGCGGGGACAAAUGUGGCCUCGGUGGAGGCUACGGCCGGACUCGGGUGCGCGGGAGACCGCUGCGGCCUCGGACUGCUGCCCGAUAUUCGUCCACGUUUUCCAAAACCGGGACAGGCUCCUGCGGUUUACCGUCAAGGCCCCAUGCGAGCGGUCCCAGCCUCGGACGGUUGUGCUCAAAACGCGACGACCAGAGGCUGCCGCCUGCGAGAAUCUGAUACCACCAGCAGGGCGCCCGGUGGAGCGCUGGCUGGCAGUGCUUGUCAGUGUAGGCCUGCCACCGGCUCGCCGCGCCGCCGCCGGCGCGUCCGCCGUCCCGCGGUAGGGCCUGCGAGCCGCGUGUGUCCCGGCGCGAGCGGCCAGCCCGGUGGCCCGUACCUCUCCGUGAUCUGGCGCAGAAACAGCGCGACCUCGACGGGGAUCUGCGCAGGCGAGAGCGCCUCCGCUCCGCUUGUGUAUGGCGCGCCAUAUCGUAACCGGGCCAAGGUCAUUGGUGGCGCGCCUCCGCUGGUCUCAAGGACGCGUGGGCGCCUCCGUUCGGGAGAAAUUGGGCGAAACUGGCGCGUGACUGUUCUGAGCUUCCUCUCGCCCCGGUAUAUUUGGCGUGGAUGUGUACGCUGAGACGUGGAUUCGGAGUUAGCUCAUCAGACCGCAUGGCCGAAGAAAGCAUGACAUGACUGGCUAGCAUUGGAUUGCAGGGGCUGUUUAUCGUGGUUGCUGUGCUGUAUGAUGUUUGACCGAGUACGACCCGCGGCCGACGAACGCGUGCGAUUGACGCUAACGCGGCUUUUGCAGACAUUGCAGUCGCCUGUCCCCGGUCUGUGUGCUGUCGUGCGGUCUGCGUACUGUGCCGGCUGGGUCCGCCGCUGUCCUGUGCGCUCCGCUGGCUGGAUCUCGAGUCCUCUGCGAGUUUGGCGCGAGGCUGAUGCGACCAGAGGCGCCGUACUCGACCGUAGCCCGUCCCACAUUCCCUGUAUGCUGGCACGCGGGCGGGCUUCGCCGCAAGACCCCAUCGCUUAGUGUCCGCUGCGACUCGCUGCUGUGUUGACGCACGGCCGGUGGAGCGGUUGUGGUGGCGCCGCGGAGAUACCGUUCUCGCCAUAUUCGCCGCCGUGUGCAGAGACACGGCCCGCUGGCCUGUAGCCGGUGCAGCGGCACCGAGGUGCUCCCGGCGCUCCGGGGCCCGGCACAAUAUGGACGUCUUUCAGUGGCCCGUUCUGAAGACGGUUUAGAAACGUUUGCGGGAGCCACGUCGAUCCAAAUAUACAUAUAUAUCUGA